Messenger RNA from Cyphellophora europaea CBS 101466, 363 nucleotides. RefSeq lists its product as uncharacterized. Gene Ontology annotation, molecular function: protein tag activity. Lineage: Eukaryota; Fungi; Ascomycota; Eurotiomycetes; Chaetothyriales; Cyphellophoraceae. The transcript has 3 exons. Gene Ontology annotation, biological process: tRNA thio-modification; protein urmylation. The coding region runs from base 1 to 363 and encodes 120 amino acids. Gene Ontology annotation, cellular component: nucleus; cytoplasm. The record is from RefSeq and is a predicted model, not a curated record.
AUGGUAACCACCGUCGAUCAUCACAGCGCCGCGGCUGUUGCUGCCCCAGCCUCAAAUAUCAAAAUCAAAGUCGAGUUCACCGGUGGUCUCGAGAUACUAUUUGACAACGUGCCCAAACACACCGUCAAUCUUCCGGACAAGAGUUCCAAUGGUAAGCCCGCCACGGCUGGCGACCUCAUCAGCUGGCUCGUCGAGAACCUGAUCAAGGAUCCGAGGAAGGAGUUGUUCGUCCUGGAUGGCGGGAUACGUCCGGGAAUCCUGGUCCUCAUUAACGAUGCAGACUGGGAACUGGAGAAUGAGGAUAAAUACGAGCUUAAGGAUGGGGAUAACAUCUUAUUCGUAUCGACAUUGCACGGUGGCUGA